Messenger RNA from Acaulospora colombiana, 513 nucleotides. The record is from the annotation of a GenBank genome assembly. Lineage: Eukaryota; Fungi; Glomeromycota; Glomeromycetes; Diversisporales; Acaulosporaceae.
AUGCCUACAGCUGUGAUAAAACCACCGUCAAUGGAAAUUUCGAUGAAUAAACCUGUACCCGAUUCACUAAUAGACUACGCCUCAACUUCGAUAUGUUCUAUCCAAACCACUUUGCCCUCUAACAAACCUACUCAACCAUGUUUGCCCGACCUCCUCUUAUUUAUCAAGAAAAUAAUCACUGACCUUAAUCUGCCUGUGCUAACGGUACUCGUAUGCCUGAUCUAUUUUCACCGACUUAAACGAGCCCUACCAAAAAGUUAUAGCACAGAAUAUGGUACUGCUCAUCGAGUAUUUGUGAGUUCGGUGUUAGUCGCUAGCAAAUACAUUGACGACCAACCAUUGACUAGUAAACGUGUGGUGGAAAGUGUAGGGUGGAAUGUUUGGAGCAUCAAAGAAGUUAAUCGAAUGGAAAGAACAUUCUUGAAUUUGCUGAAAUGGGAUCUAUCGGUAGAUCGCGAAUCAUUGUAUUCUUAUUUGGCGGAAUUAAGAGAGAAUCAACACAUUGAACUUUAA